Auxenochlorella protothecoides is the source of this 804-nucleotide messenger RNA. Its product is annotated as Thiosulfate sulfurtransferase 16, chloroplastic. NCBI's taxonomy places the organism in Eukaryota, Viridiplantae, Chlorophyta, Trebouxiophyceae, Chlorellales, Chlorellaceae. The coding region runs from base 1 to 804 and encodes 267 amino acids. The transcript has 3 exons. Gene Ontology annotation, cellular component: chloroplast. The record is from RefSeq and is a predicted model, not a curated record.
AUGUCUUUUACCAGUUUACAGUCCGUCGGGAAUAUUGGUGGAGCGCAGGGCACCCUGCUUCCCCGUUCCUUCUCCCGGGCCCUCCCCUCCCCCCGGCGCACGUCGCGCGUUGAGGCGGCCAGUGCGAGCCAGGCGAGCACCGAUGAGGCCAUGGGCUUCAGAUACGAUGCCAGUAUGCAGCGCUGGGUCAAGGACGCGCGGUACACCGGGGCGAAGUACAACACCCUAAUCACCCCCAAGAGCGGGACCCCCUACACCAUCUGGCCCGUGAUGCACACCGAGCUGGUGCGGCGCAAGGUGCGGUGCGUGGAGCCGGAGGAGGCACACAAUGCCGUGUCCAGCGGCAAGGCCGUGCUCCUGGACGUGCGGCUGCCCAAGCAGUUUGAGAAGGGGCACGCGGACGGGGCGGUGAACAUCCCGCUGUACCGCAUCACCGCGGGCAAUAAGCUGUGGGACAAGAUCAAGCGCAUCGUCAUGGGCGGCAUGGUAAUGGACGCCACGGAGCGCGACCCCGACUUCUCCGACAAGGUGGUGGCGGCGCUGGGGCGCAACGCGCACCGCACGCGGGUCAUUGUGGUCUGCGGCGUGGGCGGCACGCUGGAGACGGCGGUCACCGUGGCGUCCACGGGGAAGGUGGCGCACAACGACCCCGACCGCGCGUUUGGGCGGGAGUCGCGCGCGCUGAAGGCCUGCUAUGAGCUGCUAAAGGCCAAGUUCUCCAAGGUGGAGUUCCUCAAGGGCGGCCAUGGCAGCUGGCGGCACGGCGGCUUCCCCAUGGACUACGGGCACGCGGACGAGGAGUAG